This is a messenger RNA of Pyricularia grisea, 363 nucleotides long. RefSeq lists its product as uncharacterized. Lineage: Eukaryota; Fungi; Ascomycota; Sordariomycetes; Magnaporthales; Pyriculariaceae. The coding region runs from base 1 to 363 and encodes 120 amino acids. The transcript has 2 exons. The record is from RefSeq and is a predicted model, not a curated record.
AUGCCCCGCCGUAUGCGAUUUAGUGAGACAGCCCAGACGAUCCGUCAGAAAUGGUGUAUGGCGCUUUCUUUUAGCUUCACGAAACAAACGAGAGACGGCAGGCAGGAUAGUUUGCGUGGCAAAACCUCCUGCCAUAUGUGGCUCGACUUAUUCGUAAGACAUCUCAGAUUCAGAUGCCCCUGGCCUGGAUGCAUGUGGAUUCCCGAGUGCAAUUCAAGUAAUUCAAGCUCUCUGUUCUCACAAUCUGUUGUCCGAGCUGAGGUUGAGGCUAGGGCUGCAAGGGCCGAGACGACUUUUUGGGUUGCCCUGAAAGUCUUAGUCGCAGAGCAGAAGUGUGCAGCCACAAUUUUCAUCCCAGAGUGA